AUGGCGGCGGCAGGUCCGAGCACUCGGGCUUCUUCCGCGGCGGCCACGGCGGCUCUGAGUCGGCGGGGCCGGCGGGGCCGCUGUGACGGGAUGGCGGCCGCGAAGACCGGGCUUCCGGGCCCGGCCUCUAGCCCCGCGUUGUUAGUGUUACCGCCGCCGCCACGGCCGGAGGAGUCGGGCUGCGCCGGGUGCCUGGAGACCCCGGGGGAAGCGGCGGCCCUGCCGUACGGCCACUCGCGGUGCCGAGGCUGCGCCUCCCGCGCGGCGGGCCCGGGCUGCCGUCGCUGCCGUCCCCGGGGUUCGGGCUGGGCCCGUCGUCGGGCCCGCGACGACGGCCAGGCCGCCACGGAGCUGCUGAACGAGCGCGCCCGUCGCGGACAACCGGAGCGCUGCCGCUCGCGCCGGGACGGGGGCGCGGCCGGCGCGGGGCCCAGGCCGGACCCGGAGCCGCGCGCGGAGCCAGAGUUUAUAUUCAGAGCACCAAUCAAAUUGAGCAAGCCCGGAGAACUUCGUGAGGAGUAUGAAUGUCUAAGAAAGCUGAGAGAAGAGAAGUUACAGGAAGAAAAAUCUUGUGAAGAUAAGAUCCACAAGGUACUGCAGGAGGAUUCAGAAAUGGGAAAAAGGAAAACGGAUGAACAGAAAACAAGAGAUGAGCCAGUGGUGCUGAAAACAAGUCUGGAGCAGUGUCCUGCACGUCUCUCGGAUUCAGAGAAUGAAGAACCUUCUCGGGGCCAAAUGAUACAGACACAUCGCUCGGCCUUUGUCUCCAAGAACAGCUCCUACUCCUUAGCUUUCCUGGCAGGGAAGCUAAACACCAAGGUGCAGAGGAGUCAGAGCUGCAGUGACACGGUUCAGGACCGAGUGAAGAGCAGGCUCAGAACAGCUCCACCCAACAGAGCCAAGGUCACAACUAUAACUCCAGGGUCCACCCCCAUUAUUGGUGUUCUCUUGUCCACUCAAAACAACCGCUGCCUCUCAGCUCCUGACUUAACCAUAGAAAAGCGCCUGCCCUUCAGCUCCCUUUCAUCCUUGACUUCUUUGCAUAAGCCAGAGCGCUCUAUCAGCCCUGAAAGCAAUGACAGCAUCUCUGAAGAACUAAACCACUUCAAGCCCAUCGUCUGCUCACCAUGCACCCCUCCCAAAAGACUCCCUGACGGCCGUGUGCUUAGUCCUCUCAUCAUCAAGUCAACACCUCGUAACCUGAACAGAAGCCUGCAGAAGCAGACUUCCUACGAGGCUAGUCCACGGAUCCUCAAGAAGUGGGAACAGAUCUUCCAGGAACGGCAGAUCAAGAAGACCCUUUCCAAAGCCACUCUCACCUCCCUGGCCCCUGAAGGAGGGGAGGAGUUACUAGGCUCUGAAGCUAUUCAUUCUAGCAAGGAGAGGCUGCCUCUGGCUCUAAGUACAAAACUGUCCAGGGCCCAGGUGCUCUCAGAGUGUGCUGGGCCCACAUCUACUACCCUUGAAUAUGUCCCUUCUGUUAACCAGACAAAAGCAGAACAGGACUGUGUUAGAAAAAGGAGCCAUGAGGUUCCAGUGGAAUCCUGCUAUUCCUCAGAGUACAGAGUUGUAGCCAGUGGGCCUUCUUUGGAAGGGGAGCAGUCUGAAGAGUCAAGGUCCACCCUAGAUGCCACGUUAGACAAAACUUGCAUGAGCACAGUCAUGAAGACUUCAGCAGUUAAUUCUGUGCUACCCAAAAAUGAUGUUUUGGGUGGGGUCCUCAAAACAAAGAAACAGCUGAAGACACUCGGUCAUUCUGAUCUGGCUAACGGCAUUCUGGUUGACAGCCUAGGAGAGGAGUCAAUUCCUUCCUUGCGUAGGGGCCGGAAAAGACGUUGUAAGACCAAGCACUUGGAACAGAAUGGUAUUAAGAAACUGCGACCACCCAGCAGUGACAUGGGCCUGGCCCCCAAAGACCCAGGACUGCUUGAGGUGGGGCGGAAAUGGCAGCAGGAGGAUGCGGGCCCGAUGGCUAUCCAGUCACAGCGCAUAUUUGACAGUGAGAGGCGGACUGUGAGCCGGCGGAAAGGAAACAUGGAUCAGUACCUCUUACGGUCCAGCAGCCUGGCUGGGGCCAAGUAGCACUUACUGAACAAUGUAAUGUUACGGCUUCUCAGAGGCUUGGCCUCAGUCAUUUAUCCAAAAGAACUAGCUGAAUGGUCUCACUUUGAGUUUCUUUCAAUGGCAAAACACUGUCUAAUACGGUUCUGAGGGGCUUCAGGACCUUGGUAAUCAAAGCCAAGGGUCUGUAUCUUUGGCUCUCUAGGACCUGGGCCAUGCUUCUCACCCCCUGAGUGAGCCAACUCUGAAGGCUUCCAGGCCCAAAUCUGGCAGCACCCACUUGGAAUGAGAUUGAGACUGGCCUCAUUCAUGAACGUGAUGGCCAGAGUGAGAGAUGGGAGAGAGUACCUUCUCACACUCGUGAGACCCCCAGCUUCUUACGACAGAGUAGUGUUUAAGUCAGCCUUGCAGAUAAAGAUCCACUCUUCAGAGACAAGCAGUUCAGUGCUUGGGAAGAUCCGAGAUGAACAGAACAGGUGAUCAUGUUCGUCUGUCUUCCCUAUGUGACUCUACAUACCUAAAUCAGUUGAGCUUAGAACCUUUGCUUCUCCAGAAGUUAAUUUGCAUUCCCUGUUUAAACUAUGACAUUUGACUGAUGCUGUGAUUGACACCUGGUCUUCUUGGUGUCAGCUUGAUGAAGCUGCAGUGCAGGUGUUGAGGUUCUCUGCUGAGUGGUGUCGCCCAGGCUGACCACUGUGUCUCCUGGAUUCUCCACAACCAGGGCGGCCUAGGGACUGGCUGGGCACUGGGUGUGACAGUGCGAAGCCCCCCUCGGAGCAGUUAACAUUGCUGAGAUGUAAACGGUAGAACUGCGGUGGCUCACCUACCCCGUUUACAGGCUGCUUCCCCAGGAGUCCUAGCCUGAGACAGCUAUGAGGUUUUCUUACUACUUUCCACUUGGCAAUGGCUAUCUGAAAUUUUGGUCUAAAAAUCAUGAAAAACUUGCCCCAGAGUCAGGUAAAGGUCAAUGCUGAGACUCCCAUACUGUGGAAACAAGGUAUCUAGCUGGAUGCAGCUGGUAAAUUCAGUCCCAUGGACCUUUGGGAUUUAUUUUUUUUAGCAGCUGACACCAUGUGUCUUUUGCAUCCCUGGUGGUGCUUGGUGCUUCUGCCCUUCUGGGCUCAGUGAGAAUAGGGAUUCUGAUAGGAUUUUAGGGACUCUCAGGUGGGCUGGCGUUCCCUUUGUCUGUAUGAGCUGUUACCAUAGUCAUGUGACUGGCAUUUUAACAAACCUUCCAGAGCUUCUAUACCCACCCUAUGCUGUCUCCCUUGAAAGGUCCCAGCAGGAUACUGCGUGGUUCUCCAGUGAGUUGCAUUUGAUCAGAGAGUUUCUGAAACAAAGUAUAGAAAUAGCUAGAGGAUAUCCCCUCCUCAGUGGCUGAGGGAGGUUACCUGUAGUGCUGUUUCCUCGGGGCAGAUGUCAGUUUUUGGGAUUGUAGAAGAGAAAACCUCAGAUUUGGAAUUAGCCCAAAGGUGGUUGAAGCUCCUAGGGAGGGGAAGGAGCACAUGGAGUCCCAAGAAAGCUGUCCCUUGGAGCAGACGGAGCUCUUUCUCUGCAGCCCAGAACUGACUGUUCCUAGGGAUGCUAGAUGUUUGUGGCCAUCACCGAGAUAGGUGGCUUCAGAGGCUGCCCUGGUGGGGAACUGAGAGUCCUGGGGUGUGGGUGUGUUUUUUAAACAUGUAAUAGUCUCAUUACUUUAUAGUCACACCACUUUACUUCUUGCCCUAGGUAACUUCAGGCUUUAGGGCUGCUAGAAGGCAUGUUAAUGCCCUGGUCUGCAGAUACAAGGAGAUUCCAUUAGAGAAAACUUUGAAAUUUUUGCCAUUUCAUAUAUUUCUUUUAUGAUCUUAGUAAUUAUUAUUGGAAGGCUAGUCUUACUAGGUAGUAGCAAAGACACUUAUUUUUCCACAUGUCACCCUUUUAUAUGCCAUUGGCCAUUAGAAAAACACUUUCAGUUGGAGUUAAUUUUUGGUUUUGGGAAAAAGAUAAAAUAUUUUUAAUAGAUGAGAAAUAUAUAUUUUAAAUAUCCCUCUGCCCCUAGUUACUGCCUUGACUCUAAGAGUAUGCACAGCAGUGGCGACAAGCGUACCUGCAGGUGCAGUGCUGCUGCUGAGCGGGUACUGCGGACGCUGGGCUGGCCCGGGGCCAUCCCGGUGUGCCGUGGACAGUGGUUCUUGAAGUCAAGGCAAAACAGUUUACACUGAGGAGGAAAGGCUUCCUUUUUAGUCUGCUUAGCUUUGAAGGUGGGAAAACUACUAAAGCGCUGCAUGCAAGGUGCUCUCGCAUGUAGUCACUGAAACCCCUCACAGCUACAGUUGUUGACUCGGGAGAGCUGGUGCGCUAGAGGGAAAGACAUCACUUCACAACCCUCGUUCUGCUGUGCUCCUUCUGUAUGUGCAUUCCGCUUCUUUUGUUUUCUUAUUAGAGUAAGAGGAGGGUGAGUCUUUCUAAGAGAUGUGCCAUUCCUCAAGAGGGUUGGUAGCCCUUCUCCAGAAAGGUAACCUGAGUGACAUUCAUGAGUAGCUGACGGUACCUGUUGGGAGAAGUCAUCUGGACCAGAUGGAUUGGUAUCAAGUCAGGGAUUAUUCAACCAGCAACUGACCUCUGUCCCUUAGUUACCUCUUGUCUAGGAAUUCUUUCCUAACUGACCUUAUUUGUUAAAAGAAACAAAACAAAAAAUCCAAAACUUUCUUUUGUGGGGAGUGUAUACUGGUCAUAAAUGUCCUUUAUUAUUUUUUAAGGUAAAAUGCCCGUCAGAGAGUAAAGCUAUUUCAUUAAUUAUUGUCUGGUUACAAACUAGCCACUGACUAACAUGGGCAGCUGCUGAUUGAAGGCUGUGGCUCUUAGACCACCCCACCCUGUGCUGGACCAUAGGAUAGUCCCCGUUGGGAAGGGACGUGUCUAGUGCACUGUGCGUGCCUGUGUGUUCGGCCAGAGAGUGUGUUAAUGAUCUCUGGACAGCCAUUUCCUCCAUAGCAGUGAGAACUAGCAUUAGCCUGCCACCAGCAACAUUUCCCACACCUCGUCAGUGUUUAUGAGCUGGUUAACUCUGCCUUUUCCCGCUCCCUAAGUAACUUUCCCAGGGAAGAGUGGAUGUUCUGCAGUGAUUAUAGAACACUCACCCUGUUCAGAAGCUGCAUUUACAUCAAGUCCUAAGAAAUGAGGCAGGUCUGGAUCACUGGCAGGGCCAGAGAAGCCCAUUCUUCAUUUUAGUGCUCUCCUAAUGCAUUCCCCAAGCUGGACCUCUCACCAGAACCGGCAGUGACCUGGGGUUUCUUCUUCCUAGCUUGUCACUGAAUUGGAGAGCCAUCAGGAGACGGUAGAGGCUAGCUCAUCAUCGUGGGAUAUUAAAGCUGGACCAGCCCCAGCCCCACUUUAAAUGAAGACCCACUGUUCUGGUUUCUGCUGUAGUUCUCUAGGGCAGAAUAAUAGUGAAAGUCACACAAUUUGUGGAUGAAGGGGACACCCAAGUGACAGAGGUUUUAGAACGGCUGUUUUGUUUCUUUCAAUUAAGUUGUACCUAUAUCCCCUGAAUAUAUUCAUAAUAUACAGAGUACUUAAUAGGGAAAACUCCGUAGUGCGAACUAAGUAAUAAGUGGAAUUUUGUUGUAGUUAUUUUAAUUGCAGCCUUUGCUGUUUCUUUCAGAAUAAAAUUCCUUAGGCUCUUACACCUUUCUUAGCCAGCCCUUUGCUCCUCAACCGUAGGAUGCUCCCUAGACUUAGCGUUUAGAGAGGAUGGAACUGGUUAGUCUCAUGACCCAGGAGGGUGCGAGGACUAGGCUGCUGCACACAUUUUCUUUGAUGACCCAGAAAUGCACCUUUCACCAUAGCAUUCUGAAGACUGUUCUGUAGAAGACAUGUAGGAAGGAACACACAGGUGUCAACUUAGUCAAAGUGGAUGGUGGAAGAGACACUGCUCUGUGUCUGCCGGUUUUUCUUCUGAGGGCAAAUAUACUCUUGUGUCCCUUUUGUGGCAUCUCAGGUCCAGAAGGAGUUAGACAAAGCCAUGCUAAGAUCAGGUUCGCUCCUCUCCCUUCCCUACCACCAAGUGUGAGCAUAGACAGUCAGGCUUCAGUGUCGAACUGUGCAGGGUGUAGCCUUCUGGUGCCAGAUUCCUGUAGCAGCCGUCAGUUCUCCCUAGCUGGCACUUGCCCUCCAAGCUGAGAUUCCAGUUUGCAUCAGACAUGACCAUCAGCCCUAAGCUCCAGCAAAGCAAGAAACAGAUACUAUGCAAGACAAGUGGGUGUUCUUUUUCUCCCUUCUCCCCUCUCCCCCUCCCUCUCUCUGUACCUGAUACACUGUUUACUCUUAGCUGUACAGAUAUAGUUGUCUUAAGAGCCAAGUACCAAACCUUUCCACCUAGAAAUAUAAAAUGGUUGUCUGUUUGGUUUUAGGCAACCUGCUAUUAGCUCCUUGUGGUCUGGUGGUUGUGACUUACUCAACCUGUUUACAUUAGGAUCGGAGAAGGGGCCCUGCAUCCUGGUGGACUGCCACUGCUGUCUGUAACCCCUUGACUCAUAAAGAGCCUUUUGACAGAGGACUUGGGACAAGGUAUGCCCUGUCAGGGAUGCUUUUCGCCACAGUGAAAUUGUGUGGAAUUGAGUGGGAGGUUGUACGACAAAAACAGAACCAAAGUGCAUUCUUCAUGUGUAUGUGCCUGUUCCAGGCGAGGCCCAGGUUGGAAAUGCAGUAAAGCAGACUUAUGAAAGCAAACAGUCUACUUCUGGUUAGUCUCGAGAGACCUGCGUCUGACAGUGUGGACUAAGCUCAAGGCAGGUGUUUGGGUGCUGUCCUGGGGCAGGGAGGUACCUGGGAUGGAAAGGCACUGGGGUGCGGUCUCCACAAGGAAUAAAUACACCUUUUGGACAGUAUUUAGUUUCCUGACCUCUUGUGACCAUCCCUACUUCUCUGAAGACACAGUUUGCAUAAAGAGUGACUU
Chionomys nivalis (European snow vole) is the source of this 7000-nucleotide messenger RNA. It is a transcript of the gene Rnf169, whose product is annotated as ring finger protein 169. The record is from RefSeq and is a predicted model, not a curated record. Gene Ontology annotation, cellular component: nucleus; site of double-strand break. Gene Ontology annotation, biological process: double-strand break repair. Lineage: Eukaryota; Metazoa; Chordata; Mammalia; Rodentia; Cricetidae. The transcript is spliced from 6 exons. Bases 1 to 2082 code for a protein of 693 amino acids. Gene Ontology annotation, molecular function: nucleosome binding; ubiquitin-protein transferase activity.